Molecule: messenger RNA, 3445 nt
Organism: Thamnophis sirtalis
Lineage: Eukaryota; Metazoa; Chordata; Lepidosauria; Squamata; Natricidae
Source: RefSeq, a predicted model, not a curated record
UAUAUAUUUAUUUUAAAAACAGUUCAAUUUCUAUAAUUUUCACAUGAAUAUGAAAGACUGCAUUAAAUGGUAUCAUUAGUACAGUAAAAGUUAAAUUCCCAAAAUAAUGGACAAAAGAGGUUUUAAGAAAUAUAUCUAAAAGACAAUUUUAAGAGGAUCUUCAGUAAGUACUGUAUAUUUACUUGCUGUUCUAAUUAGUUACAAUUUUACUGUUUUAUUAUUGUUUUUGUAAAUUUUGCCACUCUCAAUUGUUGUGGGUCUCUUAUCUAAAGUUUAUAUAACUUUAAAAUAUUUUAAAAUAAAUACAGUCAAUGCCUGCAAAUGAAAAAUGUUCUUUCUAAAUAAGGCUUUGAAAGAUUCCUAAAAUCAUUUUGAUGUGAUCAAGAAAAUUGCAGAUAUGAUAUAUUUAUCUCCAUUGAUCUGUUACUUUUUGAACUCUGGAUAAAGUUUUUAAAAAGUUCUUAAAGAUUCUGAAGUGCCUCUGGCAAACCAAUUUUAUGUGUGCUUUAAUUUUGAAGGACAAAAAAAGCAAGGAACAAGACGCAAAGGAUGACCUUUCUCAUCCAUUCCUGAAGAAAUCUGAUAAAAGUCCGCCAACAUACAAAGAGCCUUCCUCCUGCCUUACAACACAGAUGAAGUCUCUGUUAAGUGAUCGAAGAGCAAGUCAUGGAGGACUGCCUGAAAAAGAUUCUCCUAGUAAUUUGAAUCCUUUCCAUGAAGCAGCAACAGGCAAGAUGGGCUGUGUCACCUCCUACUCUCUGGAAUACCUUGAAAUUCAGCAACCAGUUCCAAGAACCCCAAGACUCGGAAAACGACAAGAUUCACCUCAACAAGAGCCUUCAAGUCCUGGCAGUCAGAAUUUGGAUUCUCCUUUGAUUCUGAACAUUGUGCAUUCUUUCGAAACUGGCGAUCGAGAGGAUCAGAUAGACCAAGUCUCUCCAUCUCAUCAGUAUCAAAUGCUUAGCUCACCUGUAAAUUUUGGUCGAAGAAGUUCCAGUGAAAGAACAUUGUCUCCCCUCUUCCAGCCUGGGGGCACUUCUCCCAGUCCCACUAAAAGUCCAGGGAACCCCACUCAACUUUCAUUUACCUAUGACGAAAAAAGCAGCUCUUUCAAAGAGGAAUCUGUCUCUCCAACACAGCUGAAUGUCUCCAAUCCUUUGGGGAGCCCUAAUUGUGUGAAAAGUAGAGGCCGAUUCCCUAUGAUGGGCAUUGGACAGAUGAUGAGGAAAAGGAAUCAGUCAGUGGGAUCUCCCACAGAAAAGUCUCUGGAAGCAAGAAUGCCUCAGUUGCAACAAAUGAGCCCCACACAAAUUUCAUUCAGUAUCACAGAUCCUAUAAAUGGCCAGUGCUGAGCUGUUUUAAAAACCUCAAAUUAUUUAGUGCUGGUUUUGGGGACCCUCCCAUUGAAACUUACAUUCAAUUUUUUUCUGUACAGUUUGUUAUUGUAUCUAAUAAGAUAAUCAAAAGCCCAACUAUUGUGGCAUUUGCUCAUGCAGUUGACAAAAAGAUAAGUAUGUCAAGUGAUGUAAAGUGUUUUUUAAAAACUACAUAAUCUAAUGUACGUAGCGUUUGCCUGUAUUCUUAUAUUACCUAUAAAUAUAUGUAAACAAGAACAUUCCAGGUUAACAACUUGACUAAAUGGUGAAAUAUUAAUUGGUUAGAAUGCUACUGUUAUUGCUGAAGCUAUGAUUCUGAAUUUGUGCUUUUCUGACACCAGCAUUAUACACAUCACACAGAGGAAGAAAAAAUGUACCUCCCCCCACCCUCCAUUUCUCAGAUACAUUUGUCGUCUUAGGUACAUCCAGGAGAAAAAAGAAAUAUAGCAGAAAGAACUUGGAAUAAAAGCAAAAAGCUAGACAGAAUGAAACACAGGGAGAAAAAAAACCCCCUUUUUUCUGUAUCUUUACUGUAUCCUAAGUAUUGCAUCACUUAAAAUCUGUAUUUUUUCUAAAGGUAAGACUGAAUUGCAAAGCUAUGCUACCAAACAGAUACAAUCAUCUUAAAAUAAGGAAAUCUGUUUUCAGAUUUUAUUUUCAUCAUGAGACUAUACUUUUAAAAAGGCUUAUCUUUUUUGUAUAGUUGUACUAUUUCUGUGAAACUGUUCAUAGAAAAGCUUUAUAAUCUCCAUUUUAGUAAAACAGUGUUGAAUAUACUUGAAAGUGUUGCUGGAAGUCUUUGCACUGUAUUAAGAGGAUGUGAACCAUAAACAGAUCAGCUAGCCAUUUACAAAAGUAAUGAUUGGACAUUUAGCUGAAUAUUUUAAAAAAUCAACUAUCAUAAACCAGAAGGAUUAACAUUUUUGAAAAGUAAAUAUCUUCUGUAUUUUACAGUUCUUUUUAUUUCACAGUAAAAAAAAUGUCAACAUAAAAAAUAGGCUUCUUUUGUGCAAAUAUUUGGCUGAAUUGUUGACCAUAAUAAAAUUAGCCUGGCAGAACAACAGAUUAUUACUAAUAAUGUGUGCUUUCCCUCUUUUUUUUUAACAUGCACAAUAUGGGGAUGUUAAUAUCUUAGAAGACGAAUCAGAACUAAGUACCGUACUUAUUUUGAUACUUAUACUUUCUGACAUGUUAAGAAAAGCCAACAGCUUCAUGGAGAAAACAGCUUAUUUAGCUUCAAGACUGGACAAGCAUUUAAAGUCAUAGUACUUCUUUUAAGUCAGUUCUUAUAUGGAUGAGCACUGGCUCAUUUAUUUAUUUCAAAGGUGGUAUUACUUUCAUCCAGGAGUAAAAAGAUAUUCCCUUGUACAGGAAGAUCUCCAUAAUUACUCUCAUAGCUGUAGGCUAGCACUGUACCCAGCUGUAAGUCACUGGGAUCAGCUUUCUUAAACAGCCAAUUAAUGAUGAUGCCUGCACUUUUGGGAGUAUACUACUGGCCACAAAGGGUAACUUAUAACUUAGAUGAUUAGAUGUUUGUCCAUAUGGAGAAAAUUCGCUAUAAAGAACAAAGUAGCAGUUGAGAAAAAUGUAAGCUUAACUUUGUCCCUGAUUGGCAAAUUUUGUGAGCAUCAGAAUAUUUUCCCCCAAUGAAUACACUUAUAAUCCACCUUUUGUGUCCACACGCAGUCUACAGUUUUAUUUAUUUACUUAUGUUCUCAAUAAACCACACUUCACUGCUUUUGAUUGUGUUUUAAUUCACUGAUAACUGAUCUCACAUAAUGGGGAGCAGAAGGAAUUUGAGGCUUUUUCAUGCAUUUGUUACUAAUUUCAAAAAUCAAUUUUCUAUUCAACUAUUUUCUACUGUAAGGAACGUUGUGCAAGCUGCUAGACAAUCAGUUCCUUGUGGACAAGUGCAUGGACCUGGGGAGGAGAGUCCUAAAACCUUAAACCUGUUUCUCAUGAAGAAAGAGGUAAGACCUGUAUUUCAUAGAGGACUGGUAGCUGAAGGACAUGGAGCAGGUGGGAAAUUGGAAACAGAAUGAAUUGGAAUUCUGUCUUCACCUAUAGUU